CGAUUGUCAACAAAGAAUGCCUCUAGGGAUUUGGUGCAUCCCAAGUGUAUUGCUUUUUAGCUUGGCUCCUCUUUCACAGUGUUCGUUGAAAUCAUCCAUCUCUUGCCCUGCAUCGCGCCACACCACUUAGGUUUCAAAAAGAUCCAAAGAUGGACCAACUUACAGAAAUGGAAAGAGAAUUGACUUUUCUGCGGGCGGAGGCAGCAUGGCUUCAAGAUCAACUUGCCAAGCUCGUGAAGAAAAAUGAGGAGGAAGAAAUGUUUCAAAAAGCUUCAGAAAUAGACCAAUUUUCAAAAUUAAAUAGGGAAGUGGCUCAUAUGCGGGCAAAGACAAGAAGGCUUCAAGAUCAAAUUGCCGUGUUAAACGAGGAGAAUGAAAUGAAAAAUUUCAUACGUCAAAUCUAUCAAGAUGGCAAGCCUUUAUCUGAAUUUCGGCGUAAUGAUUUGAGACGUUUGCUUCGUUAUGUGGAGGGAAAAAUGGAGAUGCAAAGGCAGGCUGCACAAAUGUCGCCUCCGAAUUCAUCACCAACUCCGAAUGAGGUCCAAGAUGGUAUAGAUUCGGGGGUCAAAGUAGAUGAACAAGUUUCGGAAUAAUAAUCAUUCAUAGAUUUGGUGAAAGAACAUGAUCAAAUGAAUACUAAGGAACUGCAUGUGGCUGGGUGUGUUUGGUACAAGAGAAAUUUUUUGGUGACCGGGAAUCAUGAUUAAUGAGAAUUCAGUAGAAAUUGAGUUUACUUGGAAUCUUACGAAAGAUGUGUUUGGUUCGCCAAAAUAUUACCGGGAAUAUUAGGUAAAAAUUACUGAUUCCAUAUUUGGUUUAGAACGAAAUAUGACUUGGAAU
This is a messenger RNA of Gastrolobium bilobum, 840 nucleotides long. RefSeq lists its product as uncharacterized. The transcript is spliced from 3 exons. Bases 150 to 593 code for a protein of 147 amino acids. The record is from RefSeq and is a predicted model, not a curated record. Lineage: Eukaryota; Viridiplantae; Streptophyta; Magnoliopsida; Fabales; Fabaceae.